AUGUCUUCGCUUUGCAACGAUCAAGUGAAAAUAGCCUUCUUCACAAAACACCCCGACGAUGCGGCCCCAGCCAAUGUAGAUACCAUCAGCAAGAUCGCCCGAGGAAUCAAGCACGGAAUCGAGCGAUGCCAUCAACGCCAAAGCGAUGUCGACAUGUUUGUUUGCCUUCAAGGCAACACAGUCAUCCCAAACAACCUGCCAAUUCGCCUGGAAGAAAUCGAUGCAACAAUGGAAUCUUCCUCAAAUGGGGACCUCAGGUUCAAAACUCUCCAUGGCAACCAUACUCUCCACGUCGUGUUUAGCGGUGGUGGCUCUCAGUUUCGUCUCCGUGCUGCCGAUCGCCCCCCAGCAGGUGCUGCCGUUCGCCCCCCAUCGCGGCAAAUUCCGCAACCAAACCAGAAUCAGCGGAGGCGUGCCCCGGUUCCCUCGGGUCAGCGGAAUGGCUGCGGAAUGGCCCAUAGCAGAUCUUCUGAUGAGUCAUCUGAAGAGGACAUUGCUCCUUUGGAGAGGCCACGCUGUCGUCACAAUCGUAAAAGCCAUCGGUUGCUGGAGGAUAGCUCGGACUCCUCGUCCUCCGCUGAAGAAUACCAGGGCUUUUCGCAGAUUACGGGGCGGCAGAAGCGUCCUUGA
Molecule: messenger RNA, 630 nt
Organism: Seminavis robusta
Lineage: Eukaryota; Bacillariophyta; Bacillariophyceae; Naviculales; Naviculaceae
Source: the annotation of a GenBank genome assembly